Messenger RNA from Rhineura floridana, 663 nucleotides. Its product is annotated as cilia and flagella-associated protein 47-like. Lineage: Eukaryota; Metazoa; Chordata; Lepidosauria; Squamata; Rhineuridae. The record is from RefSeq and is a predicted model, not a curated record. The transcript has 8 exons. The coding region runs from base 1 to 663 and encodes 220 amino acids.
AUGGCUUUCUCCUUGAUGACAAAGACCAGUCAUGUUAAACCUGCUGGUAUAUUAAAAUGCAAAUCUCCAUGUUAUGAGCUAAAGAAAUUAAACCUGGAAGUUACUAGUCCUUUCAAAACUGAUGGGCCAUUCAGUAUCAUUUUAGUUGAAUCAACCAGCUGCAUCACUGAGCCUGAGAAUUUAGAUCAAGUCCGCCAUAUUAAACAAGGAAAAAUAAAAAGGUCUGAAGCUGAUAUUCUGAAGAAUACACACAAUGUGGUGCAUGUAGAAGGAUUUUACAGUCAUGAGGACAACUCAAAUGCUGCUAAUGAAUCAUAUUUACAAGAGUUCUUCAGUCCAAUGGAUAUAGUUUUCCUGAUGGGAGAAAGUUCUUCAACCCUCAGUCUUCACUAUCUUCCUUUUAUGCUGGGAAAACGUUAUUGUGCCAUAAUUUUGGUCAAUGAACAGAUUGGGGAAUUUGUGUACCUGGUGGAAGGAACAUGUGGCUUGCCAUUGCCUUCAGGCUUUCUUCCAAUGGAUAGCCCAAAUGUUCUGUGCGUUAGCAGCAUGUUAGAAGGUGAGAGUGAAAUACAGCCAGUGCUUUGUCUGAAAUGUUGUGCUGCUGAUAUGCUUCAAGAAAAGCUGAAGAUCCCCACAACAGCAGAUGUCUGCUUUGGAGUAUGA